Molecule: messenger RNA, 3966 nt
Organism: Penicillium digitatum Pd1
Lineage: Eukaryota; Fungi; Ascomycota; Eurotiomycetes; Eurotiales; Aspergillaceae
Source: RefSeq, a predicted model, not a curated record
AUGGAGCCGGAAAUCCUAGAGACGGACCACACGGUCGCGGUUGAAAAGCCGACUAGCCUGUCUGCAUUGACCAAAGACUGGGAUGACACUGUUCGGUUCUACCUCAACGGCGCCAAGGUCGCAGUAGAUACGAUCAACCCGGAAGUAACUCUACUCGAAUACCUGCGGGGUAUUGGGUUGACAGGCACAAAGCUUGGGUGUGCCGAGGGAGGCUGUGGUGCUUGCACCGUGGUCGUCUCCCAUAUCAAUUCUUCAACGAAAAAGAUCUACCAUGCCUCCGUGAAUGCCUGCAUUGCUCCACUCGUUAGCGUUGACGGUAAGCACGUUAUUACAGUUGAAGGGAUUGGGAAUGUGAAGGAUCCCCACGCCAUCCAGCAGCGGAUUGCGGUCGGUAAUGGAAGUCAAUGUGGUUUCUGCACUCCUGGAAUAGUCAUGUCUCUUUAUGCCCUGCUGCGAAACAACCCGUCUCCCUCGGAGCACGACGUCGAAGAAGCCUUCGAUGGAAACCUUUGCCGUUGCACGGGUUACCGACCUAUCCUGGAUGCUGCUCAAAGCUUCAACUCAACCAACAACUGUGGAAAGCCCUCUGCUGGUGGAUUGGGCUGCUGCAUGGAGAAAAAAGGCCCCGGUGGCUGCUGUAAAGGUUCUAAGGAUGGUGAGAACGAGAUAGUCGAUUACAAAUUUCCUGCACCGGAAUUCAAGCCGUACAGUCCAGACACAGAGUUGAUCUUCCCUGCAGCCCUACGGAAACACGAAUACCGACCCUUAGCAUUUGGCAACAGGAAGAAGAAGUGGUACCGACCAGUGACCGUCGCGCAACUGUUGCAGAUUAAGAAUGUCCACCCAGACGCAAAACUAGUCGGUGGAAGCACAGAGACUCAGAUUGAGAUCAAGUUCAAGGCAAUGCAAUACGCUGUCUCCGUCUACCUGGGAGAUAUCCCAGAAUUGCGAAAAUUCACCUUGCACGACGAUUUUCUGGAGAUCGGUGCAAACGUAUCUUUAACCGACCUCGAGCACAUCUGUGACCAAGCGGUAGAGAAAUACGGCGAUGCUAGAGGCCAACCUUUCAAAGCGAUCAAGAAACAGUUGCUCUAUUUCGCUGGGCGACAGAUCCGAAAUGUCGCUUCCCCGGCGGGUAACUUGGCCACUGCAUCACCCAUCUCUGAUCUUAACCCGGUUUUGGUAGCCACCAACACCAUUCUCGUGGCUAGGUCUCUCGAAGGUGAGACUGAGAUUCCAAUGACCGAAUUCUUUCAAGGAUACAGAAAGACUGCCCUCGCUCCCAACGCAAUCAUAGCUAGCUUGCGCAUUCCCGUGGCGAAGGCACAUGGAGAGCACAUGCGAGCCUACAAACAGGCUAAGCGGAAGGACGAUGAUAUUGCCAUUGUCAACUCCGCGUUACGUGUGACUCUUUCUGGUGCUAAUGAUGUGAUUAGCUCCAACCUUGUGUUUGGUGGUAUGGCGGCUAUGACCGUCUCAGCGACGAAUGCCGAGGAAUUUUUGGUUGGCAAAAAGUUCACGAACCCUGCAACCCUAGAGGGUGUCAUGAGCGCACUGGAGCAGGACUUCAACCUGCCUUUUGGAGUUCCUGGUGGCAUGGCUAGCUACCGAAGGUCUUUGGCUCUAGGAUUCUUUUACAGAUUCUAUCACGAUGUACUUUCAGGACUCGAUGUUAAGGCUUCGGAUUUAGAUCCAGAUGUUGUUGCUGAGAUCGAAAGAGCAAUUUCCACAGGAGCAAAAGAUCUUGAAACUUCUGUCGCCUAUCAGCAGAAGAUUCUUGGACGAGCGACCCCGCAUGUCGCUGCGUUGAAGCAGACCACGGGAGAGGCUCAAUACACAUAUGAUAUUCCUGUGCAACAGAAUGAGUUAUUCGCCUGCAUGCUUCUGUCUACCAAGCCUCAUGCCAAGAUCCUCAGCGUGGACCCGUCCGCUGCAUUAGAUAUUCCUGGUGUUACAGACUACCCGAUUGGUGUGAUUCUCGCGACUUCCGCUAAGAUCGCCGAGGAAGGUAUGAGGGCUGUCAAGGUUGAAUACGAAGAUCUCCCGAGCAUUUUUACAAUUGAAGAGGCUAUCGAGGCAGAGUCUUACUUUGAGCAGUAUCGCUACAUUGAGAAUGGUGAUACUGAAGAAGCUUUCAAGCAAGCUGACCACAUCUUUACUGGAACCUCGCGAAUGGGUGGCCAAGAGCACUUCUACCUGGAAACUCAAGCCUGUGUGGCAAUUCCAAAGAUAGAGGAUGGUGAAAUGGAGAUUUGGAGUGGUACCCAGAAUCCUACCGAAACACAAGCCUACGUCGCUCAGGUGACCGGAGUUUCUGCGAAUAAAGUUGUAUCGCGUGUGAAGCGACUUGGUGGUGGCUUUGGUGGCAAGGAAUCGCGAUCUGUUCAGCUAGCCGCUAUUUGUGCCACUGCCGCUGCAAAAACAAAACGACCCGUGCGAUGCAUGCUCAACCGAGAUGAAGAUAUACUGACUUCCGGUCAGCGUCACCCGUUCCUCUGUCGAUGGAAGGUGGGUGUGACCAAAGAUGGAAAACUCCUUGCGCUGGAUGCAGAUGUAUUUGCCAAUGGAGGUCACACUCAAGAUCUUUCUGGCGCUAUAGUGGAGCGAAGCUUGUCGCACAUUGAUGGCGUGUAUAAAAUUCCGAAUGUCAGUGUGCGCGGCCGGAUCUGCAAAACCAAUACUGUUUCAAACACAGCUUUCCGUGGCUUUGGAGGUCCACAAGGCCUGUUCUUCGCCGAGUGUUAUAUAUCAGAGAUUGCAGAUCAUCUGGACAUUCCGGCCGAAGAGAUCCGAGCCAUCAACAUGUACAAGUCAGAUGACACAACACAUUUCAACCAGCCGCUCAAAGAUUGGUAUGUGCCAUUGAUGUACAAGCAAGUGCUAGAGGAGAGUUCUUAUAACGAGCGUCGGAAGGCUGUCGAGGAAUACAACACGCGGCACAAGUGGUCCAAACGUGGAAUGGCGAUUGUGCCAACCAAGUUCGGUAUCUCUUUUACAGCUCUCUUCUUGAAUCAAGCAGGAGCUUUGGUUCACAUAUACCACGAUGGCAGUGUCCUCGUAGCACACGGUGGCGUUGAAAUGGGACAAGGCCUCCACACAAAGAUGACCAUGAUCGCCGCAGAAGCGCUGCAAGUGCCACAGGCGAGCGUCUUCAUCUCCGAGACCGCAACUAAUACAGUGGCCAAUACCUCCGCAACCGCUGCUUCAGCAAGCUCCGACCUCAACGGCUACGCCAUAUUCAAUGCCUGUGAACAAAUCAACGAACGCCUACGUCCUUUCCGUGAAAAGAUGCCCAACGCCACCAUGAAAGAACUUGCCCACGCAGCUUACUUCGACCGUGUCAACCUCUCCGCACAAGGAUACUACCGUACCCCCGAUAUCGGCUAUGUUUGGGGCGAGAACAGCGGCCAGAUGUUCUUCUACUUCACACAAGGUGUCACCGCAGCCGAAGUCCAGAUCGACACGCUGACCGGUGAUUGGACUCCUCUACGCGCCGAUAUAAAGAUGGAUGUGGGUCGCAGUAUAAACCCGUCAGUAGACUAUGGCCAGAUUGAAGGCGCCUUUGUGCAAGGACAAGGACUCUUCACAACCGAAGAAAGUCUCUGGCACCGUGCCUCCGGUCAAAUAUUCACCAAAGGCCCGGGUAGUUACAAAAUCCCUGGCUUCCGUGAUAUCCCUCAGAUUUUCAAUGUGAGUUUGCUUAAGGAUGUGGAGUGGGAGAACUUGCGCACCAUUCAACGCUCUCGUGGUGUCGGCGAGCCGCCCUUGUUUAUGGGCAGUGCGGUUUUCUUCGCUAUUCGUGACGCCUUGAAGGCUGCACGUAAGCAGUGGAAUGUGAAUGGCGUACUCUCUUUGGAAUCACCUGCUACACCUGAGCGUAUUCGGAUUAGCUGCGGUGAUCCGAUUAUCGAGAGGGUGAGAGUGCAGCCCAAGGAAGGGGAGAAGAGCUUCUUUGUUGCCAUAUAG